AUGCCAGAGGUACACCAAACCCCCUUUCCAGUGGAGAGUGAUCCAUACGACGAAGAUGCACAAAGAGAGCAGCAUACUCAACCUGGACUCCAAACAAUGGAGAAAACUCCAUCGCAUAUCGUCGCCACCGAACUCAACCCCGAAAAAUACCCCGACGGCGGCCUCCAAGCCUGGCUCGUCGUCCUAGGCUCCUGGUGCGCAAUGGUCCCCUCCAUGGGGUUACUAAAUACAUUCGGCGUCCUGCACGCCUGGACCUCAAAACACCAGCUCUCCACCUAUUCCGAGAGCAAAAUCGGCUGGAUCUUCGGAACAUAUGCAUUCUUCCUGUAUUUUGGCGCGGCGCAGAUCGGCCCCAUCUUCGACGCCCGCGGCGUCCUCCCCGUCGUCCUACCGGGCUCAAUCGGCCUCAUCAUCUCAAUCUUCACAUUCGCGCAGAGCACAGCAUACUACCAGAUCCUGCUCUCGUUCAGCGUCCUCGGCGGCCUGAGCUCAUGCUGCCUCUUCACGCCCGCGAUCUCCGCAAUCGGGCACUGGUUCGACGUCAACCGCGGCCUUGCAACCGGUAUCGCAUGCACAGCCGGCGGACUGGGCGGCGUGUUCUUCUCCCUGAUUAUCCUGUACGUUGGGCCCGCGCUGGGCUUUGCGUGGGCGAUGCGGGUUAUCGGUAUUAUAUCCGCUGUGCUGUGUGCUCUUGCCUGUUUGCUUUUGAAGACGAGAUUGCCGCGGAAUACGAAGGCCGGGAUGGCGGUUGAUUUUGGGGCCCUCCGUGAGAAGGGGUAUGGGCUUACGACGGCGGCGAUCUGGCUCGUGGAGUUUGCGGCGUUCGUGCCGUAUGCUUAUAUUGUUUCUUAUGGGCUGUACGCGGAUAUGCCACAGGACCUGGGGUAUCUGCUCUGCGUCUUCCUGAAUGUCGGUGCUAUUCCUGGCCGCGCUUUACCCGGGAUUCUUGCGGAUAAGCUUGGCCGGUUUAAUGUUAUGGCGUGUACGGCCAUCGCGUGCGGGAUCUGUACAUUGGCGCUAUGGUACUGCGCUGGUACGAACCAGGGCGCUAUUAUCGCGUACGCCGUGCUAUAUGGGUUCUGGAGCGGCGCGGCGAUUAGUCUCACGCCUGUGUGUAUCUCGCAGGUUUGUAAGAUGGAGGAUUAUGGGAAGAGGAACGGGACGACGUUUACGCUUGUCUCUGUUGGGACCCUCACUGGGAUUCCGAUGGCGGGUGCGAUUCAGGAGAGUCAGGAUGGGGGCUUCAAGGGGCUGAUUAUCUUUGGCGGCGUGCUGUAUCUUGCUGCGGCGGCGGUGUUUGCACUUGCGAGGGGGGUUGUUGGGGGGUGGGGGGUUAGAGUGAGGUUUUGA
This is a messenger RNA of Aspergillus mulundensis, 1350 nucleotides long. RefSeq lists its product as uncharacterized. Gene Ontology annotation, biological process: transmembrane transport. The coding region runs from base 1 to 1350 and encodes 449 amino acids. Gene Ontology annotation, cellular component: fungal-type vacuole membrane. The record is from RefSeq and is a predicted model, not a curated record. Lineage: Eukaryota; Fungi; Ascomycota; Eurotiomycetes; Eurotiales; Aspergillaceae. The transcript is spliced from 2 exons. Gene Ontology annotation, molecular function: transmembrane transporter activity.